Molecule: messenger RNA, 1029 nt
Organism: Venturia canescens
Lineage: Eukaryota; Metazoa; Arthropoda; Insecta; Hymenoptera; Ichneumonidae
Product: putative beta-carotene-binding protein
Exons: 3
Coding region: 187-918 (243 amino acids)
Source: RefSeq, a predicted model, not a curated record
ACUUGCACAUCGGAUACAGCAGUUAUAGAUUUUCUAUCAGCGUGGAAAUCCUCUCACGUUGCGUUCGAGAGAAUUUCUCGUUCGGCGGUGAUCGCUCGUCACUUUUUGACGGUGGAAUAGUAUCCUAAUUUCUUUUAUUCUUUAAGCGUAUCGUCUCCUAAUUCAGUCAACUACGAUCUCGUGAUAAUGUUGGCCAAAUCUCUGAUUCUUGGUUUUUUGGUCACUGUCGUUGUGGCGAAAAUUCCUCCCUACAUAAAGGUGUGUGGACGAAGAAAUCCAAAUUUGGACCAAUGUAUCCUCAAAAGCGUGGAAGGCUUGAGAGAGAAGCUUCGCACAGGAAUGCCAGAGCUCAAUGUUCCUCCAUUGGAGCCCAUGAUACUGAAAGGAUUUCCUCUAUCCGAGACCGAAACGUUCCGAGCUUAUGCUGAGAACGUUAAACUUACCGGACUCACGAAUUUCGAGGUGAAGAGUUUCCACAAUGAUCUAGACAAAAAUCAACUGAACAUGCAUGUCGUAUUCAAAAGAAUAGAUCUUGACGCCGACUACGAUAUAAACGCGAAAAUACUCGUCCCCAUCAAAGGCAAAGGACCAAUCCACAUCGUGUCACAUGACGUCGAAGCUAAGGUAGUGAUGCAAUACAAGUUCGCGAUGAAAAAUGGUGCAAAAUACGUUUAUUUCUCGUCGAUGACAACGAAGCUCUCAAUAAAGGAUUUCGAGGCCGACUUUAAAUCAGCCGAUGGCGUUGACAGCCCAAUAACGAAAGCCAUCAACGACGCCCUCGAUGGAGGCCGCAAGGAAAUUCUCGAAUUAGUCAGACCCACACUCGAAAAAGUCAUUUCCGAAAAAAUUCUCGAGCUUGGUAACAACGUUUGCAAAGGAUUUACCUACGACGAACUCCACCCGGACACAACGGAAUAAAAUGAGCUUCGAAUCGAUUAUCAAGGAGUGCAACGGGUCAAAAUAACGGCUCAAAUCAUUUCGAUAAGAAGAUGAAUGAGUAAGAAUAAAAAUAAAAAUACUUUUAUGCAA